Messenger RNA from Zophobas morio, 1515 nucleotides. Its product is annotated as aldehyde dehydrogenase, dimeric NADP-preferring-like. Gene Ontology annotation, biological process: aldehyde metabolic process. Gene Ontology annotation, cellular component: cytoplasm. The coding region runs from base 1 to 1497 and encodes 498 amino acids. The transcript is spliced from 3 exons. NCBI's taxonomy places the organism in Eukaryota, Metazoa, Arthropoda, Insecta, Coleoptera, Tenebrionidae. Gene Ontology annotation, molecular function: aldehyde dehydrogenase (NAD+) activity. The record is from RefSeq and is a predicted model, not a curated record.
AUGACUGCAGAAACACGUGUGAUGCAGACAGUGGUCAAACUAGUCUUAACUGCACCAACGAUGCUGCAAGACCUGAAUCCGGUCGACGUGGUGGCCACAGCCCGCCGUACUUUUAACAGUGGUACCACCAGAAACCUGCACCAGCGCAAGAAGUCCCUCCGAAGCCUCGUUAACUUCUUCCAGGAACAGGAAGACGCCAUCAUCGAAUGUGUCUUCGCAGACUCGCGAAAGAACAGAGAAGAAACGCGGUUGGAAAUUUACGCGGCGAUUUCUCACAUCCAGCACUUAAUCGACAACGUGGGCAAAUGGGUGAGCGGGGAAAAUGUGCGGAAGCGAUGGGUCAACACGCUGGACAAAAUUUACGUGCACAGCAAACCAUAUGGGGUGGUUCUUUUGAUGCCUUGCUGGAAUAAGCCCAUCUUGAGUUUGCUACCUCUGGCAGGAGCUAUAGCUGCGGGUAAUUGCGUCGUGAUUAAACCUGCCCAUAAUGGACACCAUUUUGGGAAAUUUUUGGCAACAGUUUUGCCUUCGUACUUGGAUCCUGAGUGCUACCCGAUUUUUUGCGAAAAAAACGACUGUGUGGACAAGCUCCUAGAGGAAAAGUUUGAUUAUAUAUAUUUCACGGGGACGGCUUCAGUUGGAAGAAUUAUUCACAGAGCGGCCAACAAAUAUCUAACGCCUAUUAGUUUGCAGUUGGGGGGUAAAAACCCGGUUUAUAUUGAUUCUAGUGCUGAUUUGGAACAAGCGGCUGCCCGGAUAAUUCGGGGCAAGUGUUUCAACUCGGGACAAACUUGUUCGUGUCCGGAUUACGUCCUUUGCUCAAAACCAAUCACAGAGCGCUUCGUCGAACAUGCCAAAACUGCCAUCGAACGAUUUUACCCAGACUCCCAACACUGUCCCAUAGUUAACGACCACCAGCUCCAGAGAUUGUCAAACUUGCUCAAAGGCCUGGACAUAGCACUAGGAGGCGGAGUGGAUUUUACCCAAAGAACCAUGCAACCCACCGUUGCAGUUAACGUCUCCCCGGAUCACCCCAUCAUGGAAGAGGAGAUCUUGGGUCCCAUUUUACCCAUCGUGACGGUUAACAGUACGGAAGAAGCGGUUAACUGCAUUAACAGACGGGAAAAACCUCUGGUGAUCUAUCUCUUCUCGAAAAAAUCGAGCGUGAAGAGGUUUUUUAUCGAGAAUACUACUUCUGAGGCUGUUACGGUUAACGAUACCAUAGUGGAGAGUUUGCCCUAUGGUGGGCUGGGUUCUAGUGCCAUGGGACGUUUUGAUAGUUUUGACACCAACAAGAAAAUUGGUCCGGAUAAAAACACCUGGGGAAUUGUGGAAAGAGUGAAUGAGUUGAGAUAUCCGCGUCCGACGAAACCCAAGACUGACUUGGCUAAAUUUUUGCUUAAAAAUAGGAGGCGACCAUCAUGGGUUUUAGUGGUUACUUCGAUUGUCGUUUUACUGGCGUUGGGUGCAAGUUUUAAGUUAGAUUUAUGGUCAUAAUUACAUAAUUAUAAUGUA